GCCUUCGUCAAGAGCCCGAGCCUCCUUGGCUCUCUUUAUUACGUGAAAUAUAAAAAAUUAAUUUACUAAAGGGCUCGAUUUAUUUUAUUUAAUAAAAUAAAUCUUAAGAUAAUAACCCAGCAUUUAAAUAAUUAAAUAAAAGAAUACAAUUGAUGAAAAAAUAUAUAUAAAAUUUAAAAUCACAAUAUAAGUAAACCAAAGUGUACAGAAGAUUUAAAUUUAUUUUUAACUGUCUAUUUUAAUUUUAUUAAUAAUUUUAUUGUGUCAUUACUUUGACAAUCGCUCGCUAAUUUUUAAUGCCGCUAAUACUGUUUUGUGGACGAUGAUGUUAAGACAAUGUGCAACUUAUCAAUGGGGCUCAUGAGGCUUAAUUUAGGCCUCCCCCACGCCCUGGUAGCUUGUAGAGAAUGCACAAGCUGAUGCACAAGGGCUUAAAGAAGAAGAAGAAAUCGAAGAAAGGAAAGAAAGGUGCCGAGGAGGAAGAGUUUGAUCCCGAGGAGCUCGAACGUUACAGGCGAGAACGGGCGGAAGCCCUUGAAAAAGCAGCCGCCGAAGGUUCAACAGCAGCCGCCGGUUCCGACGAGUGGCAAAAAUUUCAAGCUCUGACUGCUGGUGUCGAUUCGAUACUAAAGAAAACCCAGGGUGACUUAGAUCGCAUUAAAUCGACGUCUUUUUUUCAACGCAAGGCGCCGGUCGUUGAGGAAAAAAAACCGGAAGUUGAUCCGGAACUUGAAAAGGAACGGGCUAAACGCUUCAUUGGUUUUGAUAAGGACGGAAAUCCUAUUGAACAGGUCGCUGAUAAAGAGGAGGGUAAAAAGAAAGAAUUAACUGUCACUGAAAAGGGUUUCGUUGAGAUACCAGAUGAUGAUGACGAAGAUGAAAUCUCGGGAGAUGAAGAUAUUUUUGAUACAACGUACAUCGAUGUUCUGCAGAAUACCGAAAUCCAAUUAGCUUACAUACCAGACAGUCCGACUGAAGAAGAAGCUGGUGAUGAUCCAUUUGAUACGACAAAUGCUGACAAAGUUCUAAAGACUGUUGACAAACACGGGAAAAAAGUUGUUAGUCUUGGUAACGCUGUUGAAGUACUUUCCGGUCGUGUUGAUCAAGCCAGCGCUUGUAAAAUAUCAAGACCACGUAAAGUAAGAGUGCAAAAUUUAUUACUCGACGACGCUGAGGUAAGCGAACCAGUUCCUAGUGAUGCUGGGGAACCUGGAGAGAUUGUAAGUGAACCGAUUCAAGUUGAAAGAACUUUGCUUGAUGACGAUUCAGAUCUUCCGGAUAUACCUAUCGAUUUAACAAACUUACCGUCUAUUUUACCGAGACCUGUAACGCCCGAAGUUAACGCGGGUGAGGGUGAUAAGUUACUAGAAGGCCCUAUAGAUAUAUCGGAGUUUGAAGUCCUAAAGGAGAAGACUAUUCUCGAAGAGAUUCCUGAUUUAGAUGACGAUUUUGAUCUCGAUGGACCGGUUGAGGCACCGGCUAGUUUAAUUGAGGCCGAUGACCCAUUUGCUGAAAAAGAACCAGAGGCAAUUCAUGUUGAAGCUGAAAUAAUCGAAGCGAGCUUUGAAGUUGCAACUUUUGUUAACGAGGAAGAUCCCUUUGAUACGACAUUUGCUGAUAAUUUAGUACCUGGUAAAACAGAGUUAAGAUUUAUUGAAAAGGAGCUUGAAGAUUUACCAGAAUCAGAGGUUACUAUUUCGUUAACUGAUCCGUCAGGUCUUCAUCGCGAUUACGAGACUGGUUUAUUGAGUAAAAGAACAAACAAAUCAUUGGCAGCGACAACUGAUUUACUCGGCGGUUCUUCGACAGAUUUGACUCAACUUACUGAGCAGCCUAUUGCUCCCGCUGAAGAAUUUACUUACGCUGAUCCAUUUGAUACCUCGGGUAUCCAAGAACCGGCUCCUGGACACGUCGAGUUAAAAUUCCUAGAAAAAGAACUUUUGGGAGAUAAAAAUAAAUCCGUCGACAGUCUCGACGACGACGACUUUGAUCCGCGUAAAGAAGAGACAGUUGUUAAGAAACCAGCAGCUGGGCCACCCCCACGUCCUCCAGCCUUUCAUCCCCAAGUUUCAAACGUAAAAGUAUCAGCAGUUAAUUUUGAAUCUGAAGAGGUAGCUGCGGUUGCUGCUAAUCAAAUACGCAAGCCUUCAAGACCAGAAAUAUUGGGUCUAGCUCCGGUUAAAAGUGUUUCCUUUGAAUUACCGACUCCAUCUCAGCGCCCAGACUUGUUGAUUACCAGUGACGAGGAAAAAUCAAUACAUUCUAAGCCACUGACACCGUAUUAUACACAAAAAUCAAUUGAUGAAAUUGCUCAUGAAGAAAUAUUGCCCGAUGAGGAGGGCAAUGUUGAUUUAGAUCCAUUCGACACAAGCUUCGUUGCCAAAGUAACUCCUGGUAAAACAGAGCUUAAAUUAAUAGAAUCAGAGCUCUUGCAAAAACAGGAGACUAAAUUAACUCACAGCACCAGCGAACACGACUUUAAUCCACGGGAAGCUGGAAAAGUGUCAGCUGGUAGAAGACAAAGUGACUUUGGUGGCACUUCAGUGAGACCUAAGAGUCUUAAAUUUGGUCAGGUUACUGAGUCGCUAUUGGAAGACGGUACUGAGGUUAAAAGUGUUUAUGAAAUAAACGAAGCGGCGCAUCGCAAAAAACCUGAUCAACCCAAACGUCAAGAGAGUUUAUUGGACGCUGAAGUUGAUGUCAAUACCAAAGCUCUGACACCGACUAUUGAAAGCAAAGUAUCUGAGGAAGACGAAGAAGAAAUAUCUUAUGUUGAUCCUUUUGAUACGUCAAUAGCAAGUAAUAUUCUGCCAGGUAAAGCUGAAUUGAAAUUACUUGAAAGUGAGUUAAGUAAAAUACCAAAUCAAGUUCAGCAAAUUAAAAUAAAUCCAAUUAGUGCUGAUAAACUUUCACGAGCACCGCAAUCAGCCACACUUGUAACUGAGGACGACGACUUUGAUCCACGUGCUGGUGAAGUUAAAGUAUCACAAGAUUUCUUGUCAUCUGACGUACAAGAGUCUGGUGAUAAAGUUCUUACUCCUGUAUUAAGUGAAGACUUUGAAGACGAGAGUAUUGAUCCAUUUGACACAAGUUUUGCUAGCAUUGGACCUGGCAAGACAGAACUCAGACUUUUGGAAUCUGAAUUAGUUGAUAAAAAAAUGGAUUCCAAAGGCGGAAAUCCAUUUCUGAUGGAUGAUUAUCCAUCAGAACCAGUAUCACAACAGUCAAAUCCGUUUCUUCAAGACUUUGCUGCAGAAUCUGCAGAACCAGCACCAGCACCAACAGUCGGCAGUGACAAUCCAUUUUUUAAUUUCACCGCCGAGCAAAGUUAUCAACCACCACAAGCUGACUCAACAAAUCCAUUUGCAUUUUUUGAAGCCCCUGCUACUGAAGUUCAACCGCAGGAAGAAUUCAUCCCAGCAACAACAGCCGCUGACGUACAGGAAGCAAAUCUUCUUGGUACAGAUACACAAAUAAAUCUAUUUACGGACCAAGUCCAGCCGGAUUAUCAACCACAAGAGCCAGCGGCAGUAGAUUUUAGUUCACCCCCAAAUGAAAAGGUCAAAGUUGAGCCGAGUAAUGAAAAACCCACGCCCAAACGUCCUCCACCUCCACCAAGACCUGGGCCACCCCCAGCACCACCACGAAAUACUAAAGAUUUAAUCCUUUCGGUGACUGACGCAAUGGAUGCUACUUCAAACCAUUUACUGGACCGGCUCCAAGCAACACGUACGCCCAGUCCUACACUGAUGCACUCACCCUCGCCCACGCCCGAGCACAGUUACGCUGAUUUCCUUGAUGUCGAUAACAACAUACCGGAUUUAAUGCCAGACGAUACUCAACCAACCAACGGUAAUCAAACGGAAAAUAUUCUCGAUAUAUUUGAUGGGCCUUCAGCUGAAAUAACCGCAGCUUCUAUUUUCUCAGCACCCAGCAUGGGUAUUGAUACCAGUAUUAGUCAACCUGCCACAGAUAUUUCGACAUUCACUACAACAAAUGCUAAUCUAAUGGCCGAGAAUCCAUUCGGUGAAGUAAAUGAACCCAGUGUCGUUGAUGUAGACGUUUCUUAUGGCUCUGAAGCUGCUGUACCUGAAGAUACUUUGGCAGAAAAGAGACAGUCAAUUGAUGUCGCGACUCCAUUUACUGACAUGACCACUGAAGAUCCAACAACUGUUCCCGUUUCAUCAGAAAUUGACGAAUCUCAAUCAAAUUUCUUUUCUGUAGGCCAAUCCACUGUAUCAGAUAUGACCAGCGCUCCUUUCUCAAGCACUCAGUCAGGUUUAUUUGGCACGGAACCACUUUUUACAACAGCUUCAACUGCUGAAACAACUCAAGUACCCACCAGUACAUCAACAAAUAUAUUCACAUCAGAUUUACUCGGUGGUUUUGGUCAACCAGCUGACACAGUAGAAGAACUAACAUCUUCGAGUCCUACACCGGCCUCAGAAUUUCCCGUUAUUGCCUAUAAACCCGAGGAGUUGGACAGUUUUGCGGCGGCAACUGAACCAAUUCAGAAUAACUCCGAUGCAUUUGAUGCAUUUGCUAGUAAAUUUGACAAAGCUGCUGAGCCUGAAGCUGGCGUUGAUCCAUUCAUGGACGCUUUUGGGUCCGGACAGACUGCCAUGGACACCUCGAGUGAUGUCUGGGGUGACUCGUCAGCAGCCGGUUCCGAGGGGGCUGCUAUCGGAUUCGGCGAAAGCGAAGGCUUUGAUUCUUUCCUAAGUAUGACUGCUCCACCUCAAGAAGCUGGGGCGAGGAUGAAACGUAACGAUUCCGCGGAUUCUGACGAGGCGCCCGAUUUCAGUGUUUUUAUAAAACCUAAAGAAGGCACUGAGGCAUUCACCGAAGGCGGUCCAGUGCCUGUUUUAGCUCCUCCGCCUAAAAGUCCAAUGAAUUCGGCUUUCACCGACACAUCCCCACGUUUCAAUCCCUUUGAUAAGUCUGCGGGUUUCGCUCAGGAAGCUGUUGUUCCUUCUGAAAUGCCCCAGGUUCCUGAAAUGACUCGUACUGAUUCCCAAGAAACUCCACCGACUCCAUUAUUUGAUGAAGAUGUAAGUCAACCACUUGAAGAUUUUCCCCGAGUAACUUAUACUGGCGACGGCUGGGAAAUGCACUUACGUCAACCGAAUAAAAAAAAAAUAACAGGCCAGCGUUUUUGGAAAAAAAUAUUUGUACGUUUAGUUUAUCAAGGCGAUGCACCUGUGCUUCAAUUAUUUAACAAAAGCGACGAUAAAGAUCCGUUUCAAGAGCUGCCAUUGCUCACAUGCUAUUCAGUAUCCGACAUAGCAGCCCAGCAGUUUGAUCAAUAUGGGAAAAUAUUUACCGUAAAACUUCAGUACAUAUUUUACAAAGAGCGACCGGGUGUCAGACCAGGGCAAGUUACUAAAGCCGAAAGACUUACGAAUAAAUUGAGCCAGUUUGCAGCGUAUGCUAUUCAGGGCGACUAUCAAGGUGUGAAAGAAUUCGGUAGCGAUUUAAAGAAACUUGGGCUUCCUGUUGAACACGCACCGCAAAUAUCACAGCUAUUUAAAUUAGGGUCACUAAACUAUGAGGAUCUUAAGAUGUUUUCUUGCGCUAUUGAAGAAGCGCUUUUUAGGAUACCCGCCCAACGCGAUCGCGCGUUGACUUACAAAAUGGAAGAGGUUCAAAUAAAUGUCGUUGAUGAAUUAUACGUCGAGCAGAGUGCCGCUGGUCAUGUGGAUAAACAAAUAGCGCGGGUGAGAUUAUUCUUCUUGGGUUUUCUUACCGGAAUGCCGGAUGUUGAAUUGGGGAUCAAUGACAUGUGGCGACAGGGUAAAGAAGUCGUUGGCAGACAUGAUAUUAUUCCGGUGGUUACCGAAGAAUGGAUCAGACUGGAAAGUGUUGAGUUCCACUCUUGUGUCCAGCCGGACGAGUAUGAAAAAUCUAGGAUUAUUAAGUUCAAACCACCCGAUGCAUGCUAUAUUGAACUAAUGAGAUUCCGGGUAAGGCCACCGAAGAAUCGAGAGUUGCCACUUCAGCUAAAAGCUGUAAUGUGUGUUACAGGAAAUAAGGUUGAAUUACGUGCGGACAUUUUGGUUCCGGGAUUCGCGUCGCGUAAACUUGGGCAGAUACCUUGCGAAGACGUGAUGGUACGAUUUCCGAUACCCGAGUGCUGGAUUUAUCUAUUUCGAGUGGAAAAACACUUCAGAUAUGGCUCAGUAAAGUCGGCUCAUAGGAGAACAGGAAAAAUAAAAGGUAUUGAGAGAUUUCUGGGUGCUGUUGAUACUCUCGAGCCUCAACUGAUGGAAGUAACAUCUGGGCAAGCGAAAUAUGAACAUCAGCAUCGAGCUAUUGUUUGGAGAAUGCCUCGAUUGCCUAAAGAAGGCCAAGGCGCAUAUACGACACAUGGACUUGUUUGUCGUAUGUGCUUGACAUCUUAUGAUCAGAUACCAGAAAAGUUGGCGGAAUAUGCGUAUGUUGAAUUUACGAUGCCUGCUACUCAAGUGUCACACACGACAGCAAGAAGUGUCAGUUUGCAAAAUAGUGACAGUGAUAAUCCGCCAGAAAAAUAUGUGAGAAAUCUCUCGAGACAUGAAUACAGGGUUGGCAUUGAACACACGCAGGGAGAAGGACCAGGUGCUUACGUAUCAGCGACUAAAAAAAUUCCCGAAAGUACUCCAGAGACUCAUGAAGAACCAGUUCACCCAGCGGCUGCUGAAUCUGACUCUGAUUCUUCAGAAUAAAUAUUACUUUAAGUUACUAGGUAUCAUAUAAUAAAUUAACAAAUUAUAUAUAUACAUAUAUAAAUAAAUAUAAUGAUAAUAAGUAAGGUAGAUAUCUAGGAUAAAAAGAAAUUAUUAUUUUUUCUCGUCAGUUUUAAUGCUUGAUAAUGUAACAAGUAAAAGUACCAAUUGCACACUCACUUAUUGUUAGUAAAUCAAUUAAUUAAUUAUUAAUGCAUAGGACAGUAAUAAUAUUAAAUUGAGUUGUGAAAAAAGUAAAAAAUUAGUCAGUAAAAAGAAGACAAUACACAGCUUUUUAUGUUUAUUUAUUAGGGUGUGAACUUACGAACUAUUCGAUUCGAAUUUUUUGAAUUAUUGGUGAGUUUUCGUAAAUUUUUUUUUAUAACUUAUUAAAAAUUGUUAUAUUUUUUCCAAUAAUUCAAAUUUUUGUCAGCGAUAAAUAGAGCGUAGACUCGAAUAUACGACAAAAUUAAUUUUGGUUACUUUAAAAACUAAGCUCUCUAUUAAAUAAAAAGUUGAAUAUUAGAAAGCUGAGUGAAAUUUUCUCCAUUUGAAUCGAGUGAUUUUAAAAGUUACAAAUAAUUCGAAAAGUUACGAAUAAUUCAAAAAUUCGAAUUUCGAAUCGAAGUUAUAUUCGAUUUGAUCCGAACGCGAUUCGCACACCCGUAUUAUUUAUAAAAAAAAUUAUUACCAGUGUUAAGUAUCAAUAAAUCGUAAUUUAAUUUUCAUAAAAGUUCAUCAGAAAUAAUUAAAAGGAAUUGAUUUUAACUUUUUAUUAUCAAUGUAAAUGCAUUUAAAAUUGAAUAAUCCGGCCGCAAUAAUUUUAAUUGUUUGCUAAAAAAAACAAAAAAUAUAUUUCUUUUCACUUGCGUAACAAAAAGUAUUAUAUUUAUUCAUAAUUGUAGUAAAUAUAAAUAUCAAUAAGUCAUAUCUUUGUUUUAAAUUAUGCAAAGUAUAUAUUAAAUGUUAUUUAAUUAAUUUUAUUGCUAUAUAUUGUUGCUUGGUAUGAAGUAAUGAGAAAUAAUUAUUUGAUAAGUAGUCAUAAAUUUAAGUAAUAUAUAAAUAAAUAAAUAUAUAUAUAUAUAUAUAUAUAUAUAAAUUAAACAUUAAUGAAUUAUUAAGAUAGACUGUAACGAAUUAAUAAUAAGUUUCAUUUUUUAAUAUUAUUUGACGCGUGUCACGUUACAAAGAUUCUUGAAAGAACCCCAGCUAAGACCAAAGAUGUGAAUUGAUGAUAAGAAUUCAUUGUGUAAUAAAUACAUAAUGUAAUUAUAUUAGUAUAAAUAUUAUUGCAUUUAUUUGGUGCUGUUUAAGUAAUCAAAUAUAUUGUUGUUAAUUAUUAUAUUAUAUUAUAUAUUAAAUGUCAAAGUAUUAUAUUAAUUAAGAUAUUUAUAAAAUAAUCAUUAAUGUAAUUAAACUACAAGUCAUUAGUAUAUAAGUUUCAGUUACAUUAUUUUUUUUUUAACACUUUUAUGUCCUCACUGAGGUCUCGGAGAGUGAACUCUAGUCAACCGUAAUUAUAAUUAAUAUUAAGUAAUAUAAUGUAUAGAGUUAAUAUAUAAUUUUUUUUUAAUGCUUAAAAGUUACUCUAUCAAAAAAAUCCAUGUGAAAUUGCAUGGGAACCCAUAGGAAUUCAUGUAGGAGUGUAUGGAUUUAUAUGAGAAUCCAUGUAGGGAUCCACAGGUAUCUAGAUCUCCGUAUGGGAACUUCACAUAGGAAACUGGGUAUUUAGAUUCCAUAUAGAAACUAGGAUAGAUGGAUUUCUUAGUAGGAAAUUCAUAAAGAAAUCUGGAUUUCUAUAUAAGCAAUUUCUAUAGAAUUUAGGGUCUAUCGUUUAUAUUGAUACGCGCAUGUGAAUAAAAGAACAGAUUGAUAUUCUAUUGGCAGAUAUUUUUUUUUUCAUCAAUUUGUUUGUAUCAAUAACGUGACGCUUUUUGUUAAUUUUUCUAAUUCCUAAUCCAUACAAGAUUCCCAUAUGGAUUUUGACAUGAUACAGAUUCCCAUGGGAAAUCAUUGUAAAAAUCCAUAUUAGAUUCCCAUAUAGAUUUGCCAUGGUAUGGAUUUUCAUAGGAACCCAUGUGAGAAUCUAUACCGGGAUCUAUACUGGAUUCCUAUAAGAAACCAUAGGCUGGAUUCCCACAUGGUUUUUUUUUAUAGGGAACUGUGCAAUUAAUUACAAGAAAUGAAAUGAAAUGAGCUUUUAUGUUAAGAAAAAAAAAAGAUACUUGACUCUGGUAAUUAAAUUAUUUAUAAAAAAUUGGGCUUAAAUAAGUGAGUGAUUUAUUUGAAAAUAAAAUGCUUGUUAAAUAAAAAUAAAAAAAAAUGAUUUUUGAAACUCGCUGCCAUGACGGUGACGUUUUCAGCUCGUGAUCUCAAUAUGUAAUCGUACGUGAGAACAAAACCGCGUUGUAUAGUUAAGAUAAAUUUAUUAAAUUAAAUUGCAUGAAUAGAAUUAUUUAUUAGAAUAUAAAUAUAUAUAUAUAUAUACAUGAAUUAUUGAUAUUUAUGUUUAUUAAAAUAAAUAUAAAACAACAAACAACAAUCGAAGAUAAAAAAUAUAAAAGGUGUUCUUAUAAAAGUCUUCUGAUUAAAAUAUGAUACAUGUAUAUUUAAAUAUUUAAAAUGAUAAUAUAAAUUAUUAUUACUAUUAUGAUUAUGAUAAAUAAUUAUUCAAGUGUACGAAGAGUCUACCGAUUGUUGUUAUUCAUAUUAGACAUCGACGUAAUUAUAUAAUUGCAAUAAUAUUAUAAAAAUAAAAUAUAUCAUGCAAUAUAUAUACAUAUAUAUAUAUAUUUUUUCUUUGCUGUAAUAAAUUUGAAUGGAAAUUUAAAUAUUCAAUUAAAAUAUGUAUACAGAUAAAAUUAAUUUAACAAGUAAAUGUAUGUAAUAUAAAUAUACAAGUAAUUAUAGUAUUUAUCCGAUAAAAAUAAAUAAAAUCCAACGGUGAAGUUUCAAUAACAAAAGUUACCACUCGUAGCUUCUUGUAAGAAUGUUUUAAUAGUUAAUUAAUUAAUUAAUUAAUACAAAUGUUUUGGUUUACUUUUUUUUUAAUUUUAAAUGACGAAUUGAAGUGCAGACACGGCAAUUUUUCGCCGGAAGACAACAAUUUAUUUUAAAAAUUAAAAUUACCAGUUCUGAAAUUAGUAAUUAAAAUACAUAAAUCACAUAUGUGCGAAAUAAAUGUAAACAAGUAAAUAAAAAAUAAUAAAUUGUUGAGAUAAGUAAAAAAAAUAUAAAUUUAAAUAAAAAAUUGUAGAGUGUGAGUGUAAAAAAUGUACUAAUUAUUUGUUGCAUUUUUUUUUGGAAUUUAAAUCUGAGUGAGUUUGAAAAUGUUUGAAAAAAAAAAAACUGGAAAAUUAUUGUUUAGCUUACGAUUGAAAAGUCAUGUAUUUAUGAACAAUAUGAAGUUGUUUAAGCAAUUAAAUUGUUUUAUUUAUUUGACUUAAUGAUAAAACGAAA
This is a messenger RNA of Microplitis mediator, 10163 nucleotides long. RefSeq names its product protein stoned-B-like. Bases 408 to 6704 code for a protein of 2098 amino acids. The transcript has 8 exons. NCBI's taxonomy places the organism in Eukaryota, Metazoa, Arthropoda, Insecta, Hymenoptera, Braconidae. Gene Ontology annotation, biological process: synaptic vesicle endocytosis; regulation of endocytosis; clathrin-dependent endocytosis. Gene Ontology annotation, molecular function: clathrin-cargo adaptor activity. Gene Ontology annotation, cellular component: synaptic vesicle; AP-2 adaptor complex. The record is from RefSeq and is a predicted model, not a curated record.